Molecule: messenger RNA, 5186 nt
Organism: Xenopus laevis (African clawed frog)
Lineage: Eukaryota; Metazoa; Chordata; Amphibia; Anura; Pipidae
Gene: pacsin2.L
Product: protein kinase C and casein kinase substrate in neurons 2 L homeolog
Exons: 12
Coding region: 218-1660 (480 amino acids)
Source: RefSeq, a predicted model, not a curated record
UCGCCAGGAAGAGUCCAUAGGCGUCCAAUCAGGUUGCAGCAGUCGUGGUAUGUGGGUGUGAUUGAGGGAGUGGCGGGAGGCAGCGGGAGCUCGAGUCUGACAGGGAACCGAGAGAAACCGGACACGGGAGGGAGCCGCCGGGACAGGAGGUUCUGACAGCCAAUCCUAGGAAGAGCAGCGCAAUUAACCCAUUCCGGCCCUCUUGCUCCAUAUAAUCAUGUCGGGCACAUACGAUGAUUCCGUGGGGGUCGAAGUCUCCAGCGACAGCUUUUGGGAGGUGGGAAACUACAAGCGCACGGUGAAACGGAUCGACGACGGGCACAGGCUCUGCAAUGACCUGAUGAACUGUAUUCACGAGCGGGCGCGGAUCGAGAAAGUCUAUGCCCAGCAGCUCACAGAGUGGGCAAAGAGGUGGAAGCAACUGGUGGAGAGGGGUCCUCAGUAUGGAACAGUGGAGAAGGCGUGGCACAACUUAAUGACAGAGGCCGAAAAAGUGAGCGAACUGCAUCACGAGGUGAAAAAUGCAUUGAUGAACGAAGACUUUGAGAAGAUCAAGAAUUGGCAGAAAGAAGCCUUUCACAAGCAAAUGAUCGGAGGCUUUAAGGAGACCAAAGAAGCAGAGGAUGGCUUCAGAAAAGCCCAAAAGCCUUGGGCAAAAAAGCUAAAGGAGGUUGAAGCUGCCAAGAAGACCUAUCACACUGCCUGCAAGGAGGAGAAACUGGCAACCUCUCGGGAAGCCAACAGCAAAGCCGAUCCGGCCAUGAACCCGGAACAGCUGAAGAAGCUUCAGGACAAGGUGGAAAAGAGCAAGCAGGACUCGCAAAAGACCAAAGAGAAGUACGAAAAAGCCCUGAAGGACCUGGAUGGCACUACACCGCAGUACAUGGAGAAUAUGGAGCAGGUAUUUGAGCAGUGCCAACAGUUUGAGGAUAAACGCCUGAGCUUCUUCCGGGAGGUGCUGCUUGAGGUGGAGAAGCACCUUGAUCUGUCCAACGUAGACAGCUAUGCCAAUAUCUACCGAGAGCUGGAGUACUCCAUCAAGUCAGCCGAUGCUGUUGAGGAUCUCAAAUGGUUCAGAAACAACCACGGUCCAGGGAUGUCUAUGAACUGGCCCCAAUUUGAGGAUGAAGAGUGGUCUGCUGAUCUGAACCGCACCCUGAGCCGGAGAGAGAAGAAGAAGCCCACCGACGGUGUGACCCUGACUGGAAUCAGCCAAUCGGGCGAGCAAUCUUCCAUACAGAACAAGCACAGCAGCCACCUUAGCGUCCAGUCAGUGCAAUCGAGUAACAAUCCCUUUGAAGACGAGGAAGAGACUGGCAGUAUCAAUGAGACGGAGAACAAAAAAAUCGAAAAUGUCAGCAGCUACGAGAAAACCUACCCCACCGAGUGGUCCGACGAUGAAUCCAACAAUCCGUUCACCGCCAACGAUUCCAACGGCGAUAGCAACCCAUUCGAGGAAGAUGCGCCUGCGGGCACCACGGAGGUGCGAGUGAGAGCCCUGUAUGACUAUGAGGGACAGGAACUGGACGAGCUGAGCUUUAAAGCAGGGGAGGAGCUGACGAAAAUAGAAGACGAGGAUGAACAGGGUUGGUGCAAAGGGCGCCUGGACGGGGGCCAAGUGGGCUUAUACCCAGCUAACUACGUGGAGGGCGCCCAGUGACCUGGAGUACUCUGUGUAACCUGUAAUCUAUUCACUGGGAAGAGACGUACAAUACAAGAUAUGUCUGUCUGUGUGUAUAUAUAUAUAUAUAUAUAAUAUUGUAAGGAAAUGAGGCUGGCACUAGGACUCCAUUAGCAACAUUCACUAGUGCCCCUCCUUUAUUAUGUGUAACCCUUGCAGAGCCAAUAUGUCUGUAUAACACUGGUGUCCUUUAUUGUUUGAUCAGGGUUAAUAGCUGUGCAAGGGGCACACGCAGCCUCCACACGUUCCUCUUGCAAUUUAGUUUUGUUAUAUAUAUAUAUAUAUUCUCUAGAUCUUUUUUUAUUUGAUAUUUUUCCCUUACCGUCAGGGGUCAGCCCCUCCCACCGACUCCCUUUAUCCACGGAACCGAUUUCUUUUAAGUGACCUUCCAUCAGGUGAAUAUAUAUAUAUUUUUUUAAGAGUUGCCGUUACAUGUUCUCUGGUUGUUUUUUCCUCUUUUUGUUUAGUUUUUUAGGAGAUUUAUCUCUUAUUUAAAGGUAAAGCGCAGAGGAUUUUUUUUUUGACUCUUUGCCUUUAUGGGUUAAACAGAAAUGUAUAAUAAAUGUUGAGCUUGUCUAGGCUUCCAUUGGCUGCCCCCGGGCCUAGCUGUCAUAAUGAUAGUGUUGUAUUUAAUAAAAACAGUCUGUUACAGAGUCAUGUGGCAGAACUGAAUGCAGCGGCUGGGCUCAUAUUGUGCAUAGGGAAUUAUUGGGAAUAUCAUUACACAUUAUUAUUCCCUGCAAUAAACCCCCCACAGGGCAGCCAUUUAAAGGGGGGGCACAAUCUAAUAUAUUCUGCCGGAGUAUCUCCUGGGAAGGGCUUUAGGCAUAUUUAUUCUUUAUAAAGUGUUUGUCCCUUUAAAGCUUUCUAUUCUGUGCCAUCAUUAGCAGUGGGGCAUUCGAUUUAGGGAUUCCUCCAUAAUUGUGUAAAAAUAACCCUAAAGCAGUUCCUAUAUAAAAGAGACUUGCAGAGCUCUGAUUCUCUCUACUUCCUGUUCCUGGGCUGCUCUCUUUCCUAUGAUCAUGCAGAACCCAUAAGUAAAUCCAAUGCCAAUAGCUCUGAUUCUCUGCACUUCCUGUUCCUGGGCUGCUCUCUUUCCCAUGAUCAUGCAGGAACCAUAAGUUAAAUCCAAUGCCAAUAGCUCUGAUUCUCUGUACUUCCUGCUCCUGGGCUGCUCUCUUUCCCAUGAUCAUGCAGGAACCAUAAGUAAAUCCAAUGCCAAUAGCUCUGACCCUCUGCACUUCCUGUUCCUGGGCUGCUCUCUUUCCCAUGGUCAUGCAGGAACCAUAAGUUAAUUCAAUGCCAAUAGCUCUGAUUCUCUGUACUUCCUUUUCCUGGGCUGCUCUCUUUACCAUGAUCAUGCAGGAACCAUAAGUAAAUCCAAUGCCAAUAGCUCUGAUUCUCUGUACUUCCUGUUCCUGGGCUGCUCUCUUUCCCAUGAUCAUGCAGAAACCAUAAGUAAACCAAUGCCAAUAGCUCUGGUUCUCUGUACUUCCUGCUCCUGGGCUGCUCUCUUUCCCAUGAUCAUGCAGGAACCAUAAGUAAAUCCAAUGCCAAUAGAUCUGAUUCUCUGUACUUCCUGCUCCUGGGCUGCUCUCUUUCCCACGAUCAUGCAGGAACCAUAAGUUAAUUCAAUGCCAAUAGAUCUGAUUCUCUGUACUUCCUGCUCCUGGGCUGCUCUCUUUCCCACGAUCAUGCAGGAACCAUAAGUAAAUCCAAUGCCAAUAGCUCUGAUUCUCUGCACUUCCUGUGGGCUGCUCUCUUUCCCAUGAUCAUGCAGGAACCAUAAGUAAAUCCAAUGCCAAUAGCUCUGAUUCUCUGUACUUCCUGUUCCUGGGCUGCUCUCUUUCCCAUGAUCAUGCAGGAACCAUAAGUAAAUCCAAUGCCAAUAGCUCUGAUUCUCUGUACUUCCUGCUCCUGGGCUGCUCUCUUUCCCAUGAUCAUGCAGGAACCAUAAGUUAAUUCAAUGCCAAUAGAUCUGAUUCUCUGUACUUCCUGCUCCUGGGCUGCUCUCUUUCCCAUGAUCAUGCAGGAACCAUAAGUAAAUCCAAUGCCAAUAGCUCUGAUUCUCUGCACUUCCUGUGGGCUGCUCUCUUUCCCAUGAUCAUGCAGGAACCAUAAGUAAAUCCAAUGCCAAUAGCUCUGACCCUCUGCACUUCCUGUUCCUGGGCUGCUCUCUUUCCCAUGAUCAUGCAGGAACCAUAAGUUAAAUCCAAUGCCAAUAGCUCUGAUUCUCUGUACUUCCUGCUCCUGGGCUGCUCUCUUUCCCAUGAUCAUGCAGGAACCAUAAGUAAAUCCAAUGCCAAUAGCUCUGACCCUCUGCACUUCCUGCUCCUGGGCUGCUCUCUUUCCCAUGAUCAUGCAGGAACCAUAAGUUAAAUCCAAUGCCAAUAGCUCUGACCCUCUGCACUUCCUGUUCCUGGGCUGCUCUCUUUCCCAUGGUCAUGCAGGAGCCUGCUUGAAUCCAGUCUCCUCAGUACUUAAUAUUCAGAGCUUUUAUUCUCUGUACUUGAGGGGCUGCUCUCAUGCCCAGGUUUCCAGGUUCUUACUGUAUUAUCAAGGUCCUGCUUUACAGACUGAAACGGAAAGCGUCCUGACCAAGUUGAGGAGAGCAGCCCAGCAGCAGGAACUACAGAGAAUCUACGCCAAAUGGACUUACCUCUCAGAACCUACCCUGCUUGUGCCUGUUCUUCGGGAAGCGUUUCCGACCCUAAGUCGUUUCUGUUGCACAUACGGGAAAUGGACUUUCUCCGCCUCUUGCGGAUGUUGAUCACAUGAUCUUGAUGGACUGUCCGGACAGCCCCUCCCCCCAAAUACUGUGUUAGAGAAUGUGUGUUAUUCCUGCUUAUAUGUUCCCCACAUUCCAAAAACCAGGAUAAGCUCAUGUUUGUCUCAAUCUUCAGACUGUGUUCAAUAUGAUUGGUUGCUAUGUGUCUCCUCAUUGGCUACUGUCCUUUGGGUAAUAGUGACAUGUGCAUUCAGUGCUCCCCUGGUUCUGACUACUGACACUCUGUAGCAGCCUCUUCCCUUUCGUUUACUGAAAAAGACCUUGCUUGGUGGCAAGAGAUUUGACUGGCUGUACAUAUAUAUAUAUAAAGGUCUGUGUGUCCUUUGCCUGAAAAGACUGUAACUCAGAAAUGCUGUAUUUUAUAUAGUGUACAACAGCCCUAUAAAUGAUAAAUAAUGAUCCCGGCCUUCCCAGUGGCUUUGUGAGUCAGUGACACUGCACAUGCUCAGUAGGCUGCUGCUCAGAAGCAACACUUAUGUUUGAUGAUUCUCUACGACCCCUAAGCUUAGCUCCCUGCUGGGGACAACUGGAAAGGCCUGGAUCAUUACUGUUCUAGGGCUCCAGUAUAUAAAAAAAACAGCAUUUUUAGCCUUUAGUUCCCCUUUAAACAGCAAUGAAUGAGAGGAUUGGCUGUAUUCAGCUUUAGAGAUAAUUGUGGGUAGCAGGUAAGUUGUGCCAUGUCACGUCUGUUAUUCUAUUAAAAGAACAUUUAUUUUA